Messenger RNA from Prorocentrum cordatum, 1280 nucleotides. The record is from the annotation of a GenBank genome assembly. Lineage: Eukaryota; Dinophyceae; Prorocentrales; Prorocentraceae.
CUCGAUGCGAUAGCAGUGGCUUGCGCGCUCUGUUUUGGCCCCCUCGUGGCCUCCCUGAAGCCGCGCACCAGAGGUAACUCUUGCCUAGUGCCACUCUUGCGUGUGGCCGAUUCGGGGCCAUGGCGAACGGCAGCAUGCGCGGCCUGGCCUUCGCCACGGGGGCUGGGGUGGAGGACGCGGCCAAGGAGCGGAGACAGCCGCUGGGCGCAGGACCUGGCUCGGAGGCCACCCGGGAGCCGGUCCGCAUCAGCCCAGCGCUGGCCAGCAAGAUCAGGGAGGUGCAGCGGGCGGCGGCCGCCCAGGCCUUCGAGUUCCUGGUGCACGGCAGGGUGAGCCUGGUCGGCCUGGCGCUUCUCCAGGUAAUUCGCGCAUUCUGCUGGCUGAAGGGCAAUAUCCCUGGAGCCACGGUGCUUGGCAUGCACUUCCUGACUACCAUCUCUGAUGUUGCCGUGUGUUUCUUUGCGGUGCCGUUGUUCUUCUACGGGACGAGCGGGCAGUGCGUACAGCUGGGCUGCUUGGGGCCGAUGCUCACACUAGUCUUCGCCAUGACCCUCGUGGACCUGAGUGCGCUCGUCGCCUACCUGGUUGUCGCCACCCCGCGGCCACUGUCGCCCGACUCCCACUCCUUCGUGGACGUGCUGGAGGCUUGCAUUGGCAUCUGGGAGUUUGUGCUCGUGGCAUCUGUUGCCCUCCAGGUAUCGCUGUGCCUCUCCACGUGGCGGGUGUACCGCGGCCUCCGCAAGGUGGGGCUCUACCCGCCCGACAGCGACCCGACCAAGGUCGGCGCCAGUCGGGACGUGUCGGUGUUGGAAGUUGUCUGCGAGGCGGAGGACGUGGAGCUGCUCUCCAAUUGGGAGCCUCCCUGUAUGGCGCACGACCCGGCGCACGACAGCAUUGAAUUAGCUAGUGAUGGCAGAGCGCGGGACAAUAGUGGUCCAGUGACUUAGGCUGCUAUGUUUCAGACUGUUCCGAGGAAGCAUGCACGACGUAAACAUAACUGUUAUUUAUGAUGUGUUUUUUUCCUGUGCUGGGUUUUGGGACUGGCGCCCCCUGUCGGCUCCUGCAUUGCAAAUCGCAGUGGACAGGCUUGCCUCUCUCCCGUCCGGAUCCCAGAGUCUCCUAUCUAUCAUUACCAUCCUUAAGCUCCUGCUACCUCCCUCGUAACGCACUCUAAUGCCGCAAUGUCGAGUAGCGUGCAAAGCGGCGCUGCUGCGCACUUUCGAUCCUUGCGUUAGGGCCGCUAGGGACCAGCUGUGACGUGAAGAGUUCGCUCUCGGCAA